This is a messenger RNA of Cydia fagiglandana, 2676 nucleotides long. RefSeq lists its product as uncharacterized. Lineage: Eukaryota; Metazoa; Arthropoda; Insecta; Lepidoptera; Tortricidae. The transcript is spliced from 3 exons. The coding region runs from base 314 to 1435 and encodes 373 amino acids. The record is from RefSeq and is a predicted model, not a curated record.
AACACGUCAUUUUUUUUAAUUAUUCGUUAGCAAUAUCUUCCGAUUCACGAAAUAAGUUUCAGACGUUCGGGUAAUUCUGUUUACACUACUGGCAACACACGAUAGCGCUGUCACAUUUGGCAAUCGGUCAUUUUCACUAUGUUUUCACUGAAAUAAAAUAAAUUUCCCUGACCCAAAGAGCAUAUAAUCACUACGUCAUCCUUGUCGAACGCGUGUUAAUAAUUGUUAUUUCCUGCUCGCUCAGUGUCAACAGUCGCAGUCUUUUCCAAACAUUUCACGUCUUAAGAUUGGUAAUUAAUGUUUUGUUAAGAAAAUGGUUGGCUGUUCUAUUCGGAACUGUAAGAGUAGGAGUGAAAAGGGCAGUAUAAUCGGAUUUUAUUCGUUUCCGAAAAAAGAAUCCGUAGCCAAUGAAUGGCUUCGCUAUUGUGGACUGAAAACAACAUGUAAAAAUGGCAGAGUUUGUUCAAAACAUUUCACGAGUUCUGAUUAUAUCAAGUCAUUGCGGCACAUUCUAAUGAAAGAAUCGCCGAGGACAGUAAGGAAAUUAAAACCAGACGCGAUACCUACAUUACAUAUUGAUAGUAUAGAAAAAUCAAACUCAACUGACUUGACAGCUAAGUCUACCGUAUGUACGGGGGGACAGACAGACAACUGUGAAUCAAAAGAAAAUUAUAAUAUGCCAGCUCCUUCAUGCAAUAUUAAUUCAAAAGCUGAAGUACAUAUAAAAUCUGAAAGUGAUACAACGGAUCCUUCAUGCAAUAUUAAUUUAAAAGCUGAAGUACAUAUAAAAUCUGAAAGUGAUACAACGGAUCCUUCAUGCAAUAUUAAUUCAAAAGCUGAAGUACAUAUAAAAUCUGAAAGUGAUACAACGGAUCCUUCAUGCAAUAUUAAUUCAAAAGCUGAAGUACAUAUAAAAUCUGAAAGUGAUACAACGGAUCCUUCAUGCAAUAUUAAUUUAAAAGCUGAAGUACAUAUAAAAUCUGAAAGUGAUACAACGGAUAUAACACCAGCCAACAAUGUUGAGGGCUCUUCAAACGUUGUUGAGGGCUCUUCAAAUGUUGUUGAGGGCUCUUCAAACGAUGUUGAGGAAAGCGAUAAGAAGAUUACAGUGUCAGAGGUUGAAUACAAGCUACUUAAAAGGAAAGUAGAUGAAUAUGAGAUUCUCAAAAAUAAUCUCAAGCAAAUUUUUACCUCAGGACAAAUUCGAUGUCUCACAAAACCUGAUAGACAACGUGUCAAAUGGUCAGCUGAAGAUAUUGCUGCGGCUAUAUCUCUAAGAAGUAUCAGUCCAAAGGGAUAUCAACAUUUGAGGGAUACUGUAGGGAUUCCUUUACCAGCUUCUUCAACUUUGUGCAAAUGGGCUUCAAAAUUUGACAUUAAGUCGGAGGCGGAGUAUAUUUUUAUACCAUGCGACCAGGCGGACUCCCUGGAGUGAGAGCACCGUGAGCGCCGUUCAUUGACGUCAUCAAUGACGUCGCGAUAUCUCAUGUAAGCUGUGACCGUGAAUGGAUCCGAUCGUGAGCAUGCUGUGAGCGUUGUGAGCGUGACUCGGAACACAGCCUAGGACACACGUCAAACGUCAAAAUUGAAGUGGUAUCCAGACGGGACUGAUCCAAGGCCCUAAUGUUGUCUGUUCUCUUUGAUGGUGCAGCAACUAGUAUCACUUCUCUCUCCUCGCUCUUUUGAAAAUGCCGUUUGUCAAAAAAGGACAACCAUACUGUUGACAGGAUGAACUUCAAAUCAAGGUGUUGCAGUUUUUGGUGGAUUCAAGCUGUGUAAAUGUGCUCUUUCAGGGAUGUGCAGGGAAAUAGCAAUGAAUUGAAGCUUUGAUAUCUUCCUUAAAAAUAAACAUAAUUGAAAUGCUAAUGGAUAAUGAAUAUAUUAGAAUAAUUCAACUAUUGCGGAACACAUAUUUUAGUAGGUAUUUUAGUAUGUAUUGUAAUUAAAAAUCUGAACUUUCCCUUCAUUCCCUGCUGGGGCAUAACGAUAAAAUCACAAAUUGGUAUUCUUGAGUCUGCACCUCAUUUUAUCGGUAAUAUCGGUCAUUAUUGGCGGCGUCCUGAUUCGAUCGGGCAAUUUAAUCAGAUUGGCGAAAAAUUGACUAGUCUGGAUACGCCUUCAGUCAAGCAACGUGAGUGGAAACUAAUGGUGCUGUACGCCAAUUCUAAGACAGUCCUUUGACAAACUAUUAUAGUUACUUGUAUAAUUGUAAAAGAAAAUGUAAAAAUGUAUGUGUCAGGAACUCGGGAAUAAAGGCUAUUUCAUAUUAUAGUCUUACCUGUAUUGGACGUUGGUAAUGUAGCCUGCUGUGUUGCUUCAUUAGCAUGUUGCAAAUUUAGCAAUAGUCGCUAAGAGGGAGAGGUGUUCAAAAUGAUCUUGACGCGACUUUAUUGUAAAGAGAAUAAGAGCGCGUCAAGGUAAUUUUCACCCCUUUCUCAGCAACCAUCUAUGGACUGCCGCCCCUAACAUCUUGCCACUCUAGGGCCAGGCCUACUGGGUCUCAGAGCAAAUCUGCCACUGUGUGUACCAAAUGAAAAAUAAUCCUAUGGAUUCAUACCUGGUAAGAACAGUGUAGGCACUGCUAUUCUAUUUAACCGGUUGUUGCGGUUUUUGUCAGCAUCCUGGAAAUGUUUAUCACAUAUGAUCUUAGCCCUGUAGUGUUUAUAAUCUGAUGAU